AUGCCUUCUCUCUACACCAUCACCGAGCCUCACCCCACCGUUGCUAAGAACAGCUACACCCACUCUGGCCGUGGCGGUGCUGGCAACUUCUUCCGUGCUCCUCAGACCACCGCUCCCUCCGGUGUCCCUACCCCCGCUGCUACCACCCCCUCCAGCACCGGCCGUUUCUACUCCGGCCGGGGCGGUGCCGGCAACGCUCACGCCAAAGCCGAGCGCCCUGUCCUCUCCUUCGACGAGGAGUUCACCCGCGCCGAGGUCCGCGAGAAGGCUGCCACCAUCAGCCACGUAGGCCGCGGUGGCGCCGGCAACAUCUUCAGCUCCAGCUCCUCCUCCACCAAGAAGAACUCGACCGAGCUCAGCCGGAGAGACUCCAACAGCACCAACGGCAGCACUAAGUCUGGCUUCUGGGGCCGCAUCAGCAGCCUCGGCCACUAA
Messenger RNA from Podospora anserina S mat+, 435 nucleotides. RefSeq lists its product as uncharacterized. The coding region runs from base 1 to 435 and encodes 144 amino acids. Lineage: Eukaryota; Fungi; Ascomycota; Sordariomycetes; Sordariales; Podosporaceae. The transcript has a single exon. The record is from RefSeq and is a predicted model, not a curated record.